GCGAGAGUUGAGACAACAUGUUGUGCCUGAGGAAUUUCAGUGUUUUCAUCUUGUUCAUGCUUCUUUCCAUCAUCCAGUCAGGUCAUGGUUCUGAGAUUAUUGGAGGGAAGGAAGUUAAGCCACACUCACUGCCCUUCAUGGCUUAUUUGACAAGUAAGAAAUCUAUGUGUGGGGGGACAUUAAUCCACCCACAAUGGGUCCUGACAGCUGCUCACUGCACUGGAAUGAGCAAGGCGAUCCUGGGAGCGCACUCCAUCGCCAAAGAGGAACAAGAGUGGAGGCAGGGCCGAGAGGUUGAGAAACAUUUUGCUCAUCCUAACUAUUUCAAUCAUAUUGUGGGCAAUGACCUCAUGCUGCUCAAGCUUAAGGAACCAGUAAAUACAACCAAGUCAGUAAAAUGGCUCCAGUUGGGCAAAAUUGUCAAAGACCCUGCAGAUGGCACCAAGUGUCUGGUUGCUGGAUGGGGAAUAACUGAAGAGAACCACACCUCGGAUGUUCUCAAGUCUGUCCGCGUGACUGUGAUUGGCAGACAUAAGUGUAACUCUUGUGAAUAUUACAACUACGCACCUUUAAUCACCAGUGACAUGGUAUGUGCUGGUUCAAAUGGCAAAAAAGCAGCGGAUACCUGUCAACUUAUAUCACCUCUGAGGGUAAUUGGUGGUAAACGAGGGCAGAUGAGCAGCAGGUGUGUCCUAAAGGAGAAGGCAGGGGCAGAGAGAGACAAGGGGAGGGGCAAGAAAGAAGGAGGAGGAGAGGGAGAAGACAACACCACGCCCACACACUCCCACAGCCUCACAUGA
This is a messenger RNA of Pundamilia nyererei, 800 nucleotides long. RefSeq names its product granzyme K-like. The transcript has 5 exons. NCBI's taxonomy places the organism in Eukaryota, Metazoa, Chordata, Actinopteri, Cichliformes, Cichlidae. Gene Ontology annotation, molecular function: serine-type endopeptidase activity. The coding region runs from base 18 to 800 and encodes 260 amino acids. Gene Ontology annotation, biological process: proteolysis. The record is from RefSeq and is a predicted model, not a curated record.